Molecule: messenger RNA, 1788 nt
Organism: Beta vulgaris subsp. vulgaris (sugar beet)
Lineage: Eukaryota; Viridiplantae; Streptophyta; Magnoliopsida; Caryophyllales; Amaranthaceae
Exons: 2
Coding region: 372-1475 (367 amino acids)
Biological process (GO): regulation of transcription by RNA polymerase II
Cellular component (GO): SAGA complex
Molecular function (GO): transcription coactivator activity
Source: RefSeq, a predicted model, not a curated record
AUAGUAAGCCUAAGCCUUAACAAAGUACCCACGUGCGUUUUGACCCACGUAUGACUUUCAGAACCUUCUUAGACUCUUUCUCUUUGCGCCCGAAAAAUUACCCUAAAAAAAUUUCCCCCCUUUUCUUUCUCUCUCUUCCCGCAAUCGCGAAAAGUCUAAUUUAGCAGCUGAUCUUAAAUCUUAUCAAUUCAUCGAUUCUACAUUUGAGUUACACUUUAAUCAGUAUUCUGGGUUUAAUUGACGACAUAAGCUUUCCUUGCUCGAUGGUUGAUCCAAUUGGAAAAUUAGGGUUUUUUUUGUUUCAAAUUCUAGAUGCUGCUGUUAUAUGAAGUGCAAUACAAGAUCUCUGUGGAUUUAGGUUUUGGCGUCCGAUGGUUGUAAUGAAUAAGGAAAUAAAAAUGCUGGGUGAUCAGCAUUUUAACAGAAUUGACAUCCUAGAGAUCAAAAUUCAGAUUGGGAAGAAGUUAGGAAGUGAAAGAGCAGGGAAGUACUUUGGUCUGUUAGAUAGCUUUUUCGGGUUCAAACUUGCUAAAUCGGAGUUUGAUAAGCUCUGCAUUGCGGCUAUUGGGCGGGAGAACGUUUGCUUACACAAUCGCCUGCUUAGAUCCAUUCUUAAGAAUGCUUGCUUCUCCAAGACGCCUCCUCCGAAAGGAAGGAAAUUGGAGGAACCUGUUGUUGAUAAGGUUGCUAAUGGGUACCAAAGAAGUUGCCUUCAAUCUCUUUGCAGAGAUGUUUUGCCAUUGUCUCCACGGAGAGGUAGGACACCUGGUUUUCGUGAUCGUAGAAGCAAGGACCGUCCAAGUCCACUUGGUCCACAUGGGAAGCCUAAUCCUGUUGCAUCGUGUAAGGAUUUGGCUCAAAAGGCUCUGGAGCAGCAAAGUGCUACAGAGUUGCUGUCUUUAGGUAGCAGGCCUAUUGAAGUCAACUCUGUGGAAGAUGGGGAAGAGGUUGAUCAGGCUGCUAUAAGCCCGGGAAUUCAUAGCAGGAGUCCUGUCACUCCACCUCUGGGAAUUCCAUGGAACGGAAAAGGAAACAGGAAAGUGCUCAGUAGUUUAACAUCUUCUGCUGUGCAUGUUGAAAGCUGUCAGAAAAAUGGUGAUCUACCCAACACAAGCUCUCUAAGGAAGCUAUUGGAGCAGAAAUUGGAAAAGGAAGGGAUGGGAAUUUCCCUAGAUUGUGUUAAUUUGUUGAAUAAUGGGUUGGAUACUUUUCUCAAGAGGUUGAUAAAGCCCUCCCUAGAAUUAGCAAAUUCGAGGUUUGGAAACGAUCGACUGAAAAGAGGUAGUGAGAGUGUUAAUGGUCUAAAUGGAGUUUGGCCCGAAAGACACUUAAGGGAACCCAUUUCUCCUCCUUCAGUAUCCAUCUUAGACUUUCGGACUGCAAUGGAGCUUAAUCCACGAGUACUUGGAGAAGAUUGGCCUACACAGCUUGAGAAGGUUUGCCUUCGAGAGUUUGAAAGCGGGUUUCAUGAUUAGUUUGCAGAAGAGAAGAAAUGGUGGGGUCUAUCGUAAAUUAUGUUUUGAUAGAAAUGAGGUGGUGCAUUGUUGAUAAAAUAACCUCUAACAUUGAUUUAAAACCUCCGUAGAUUCAACAGUAAAAACCAGUGUAAAAUUGCCGGGAAUUUUGGGUUAAGUUGAUUCCAUUGUACAUAUAUCUUUAUAUUAGUAUCUAGCAGAAGUAUUGGUGGGAGUGAUGAGAUAUGAUAGAAAGAUCAUUGUAAGAUUUUUGUUACAAAUAUUACUACUUAGAAACUUCCUGAAUAAUACAAGUGUUUGGUUCAUUACUUCA